UUAUACUUUUGUGGAUUCAUAAUUGGCUCAAUAGCUAUAGGAUAUAAUGUCAAUGUUACUGCACCUACUAGACCUCCAAUUAAUGCUGCAUAUCGCCAUCCAGUCCAUGUUGGUUUUGCUGCUUUCUUCCUUAAUUUCUGGAAUUCGUCAGCAUUCAUUUUACUCAUUUUUGUGCUGUAUACUUUUUGCGUCACUGCCAUUGUUUUUCGCAUCAUUGAUGCAGAGCAUUGAAUGUUUCAAUGUUUUUGUUUACAUCAGCAUUAAACGGAAAAAAUAUUUCGGAUAUUUCUAAAAAUUAAUUAAUUUCCUCACUUCCAGUCACAAUAUGAGAAACUGCUUUGUGCCAGGAUGUGACAGCUAUUGCAAGGCAAAAAAUUGUGCUCAAAGGAAGAUGUUCUUUGCUCCAAAAGAAAUGUUUGAAAAGUGGAAGGAAAAGCUAGCAAAUAAGCGCGAAUUUAAGAAGAAUGAUAGAGUUUGUGAACGUCACUUUGAAUCUAAUCAAAUUAUAGAGUACUGGGAGAAUAAAAUCAAUGGAAUUGUACACAAGACAAAACGAGAGAAGCCUAAAUUAGCACCAACGGCAAUUCCAACGCUUAAUAUACCAAACUGGAAUGACUUUAACUCACCGACAUUACAGAAAAGGCAGUUUGAUAAAGUGAAAAUAUUACAUGCACAAAUCAUCAAAAGAGUUGCACCUGAUGACUUGAAAAAAGAUCUAAAAUCACCAGUAAAAAAACUUAAGACUGAUAAUAACGAGAUAGUCCUAAAUACUCCACAGCAGGUUUCACCAACAAAGAGCAUCACCAAAUCAGAGCAAGUUGAUGAAGAUAAUUUAGAGCUUUUUGAGAAUCUCUACGACGAAGUUCAUGACGUCACUUUACCCAAUACACUAUACGGAAUUAACAGAUGUCCUGAACGUCAAUUUAUUGUGUUCAAUCAAUUUAAUUUUAAGAGUAUGGGAUUUAAAAAAUAUCUCUUUAUUGAUAGCUCUCUUAACUGUAAGGUUUAUAAUAAUGGCAGUGUAGAAACGACCAAAUUACUUAAAGAUAAUUGUAAUACCGAGUUCAUUAGCGAAUGGCUUGACAAAAUUGAUAAAAUGUGAGUUAUAAACCGCUAAUAUCUAGUUCCAAUAAUCAGCUUUGAAUAGAAUUAAAUCACAUUUAGAAUAAGAUGCAUUGUACAUAACUGACUAAAGUAUGCAUGAUAAUUAUCAAGACAUACUGGAUAGAAAAUAAAUUAUUUAUUGGAU
This is a messenger RNA of Chironomus riparius, 1249 nucleotides long. The record is from the annotation of a GenBank genome assembly. Lineage: Eukaryota; Metazoa; Arthropoda; Insecta; Diptera; Chironomidae.